CAACAGCAACAACAACAGCAGCAGAUUCAUCACCAACCUCCUCCCCAGUAUCAUCAAAGAAUGCAGUAUCCCAAGCCCCUGCAACGCGCUCGGUCGCCUCCACCAGCACUGUCCAUGGAGCAAAAUGGGCACGAUGGACAAGGAGAUCACGGAGGAAAUGCUGCCAAGCGCCGACGACUGCAGGGCUCUGUGGUAGGCCGAGGUGGACCAGGAAUGGAGGACUACAUCUUGCCAAAGAGGUCUGCGAACGGCCACUCAGACUGGGUGCGACGGGAGCCAGGAUCGGGAGCCUAUCGACGGAGCAUGUCACCCAUCGAGAACAUUGGAAGCAGCGAGCAGAGUCUUCAUCAUUCAGGCUCACCUCAUCACCCGGGCCCUUCGCCUUACCCGCAGCCACCUUCAAGAUCGCAGGACCCGCAUGGAUACAUGAGAGACCAUCCACCACCGCAUCUAGGCCAGCAUCGAUACAUGUUGAAUGUGCACCACGGGAACGGACAGUAUCACUCGACCCCGUCCAUGAGCAUGUCCAGGUACCCGAUGCACCCGCCACCACCGCCCCCUCGGGUUCAGCCACCGCCGCCUCACCCUUCACAGCAUCCGUCUCAACCACCACAGCAUCCUCAACAACAGCACCCGCAUCCCCAUGCGCAGCAGGCCCAUCCCCAUAGCCAGUCGCAGCACCAUAUGCACCAGCAAUCCCCUCAUGCGUAUGUGCACUCAUCGCAUUCACCCCGAGAUAUGGACGACAGCAUGCAUCCCUCCUCGCAGUAUGCAUCAGGAUGGAAUCAGCGCCUUCCCGGAUAUGCUACCGUGUCCUCUUCUUCGUCCAAUACGCGUUUGUCAUCAACAGGCAUUGUGCAUUCAACGGGACCACCACCUAAUUCCCCCCCGAUGUACCCGCGUUAUUCCCAAGGAGGACCGCAGCAGCCCUAUCAUCAUCAGCAGUACCAUGCCCAGGGUGCUCCUCCAGCGGGAAACGAAUACCACCCUUCAGAGCCAUCUCAGUCGCAGGCGCCGCCGCCUCCACCGUCCCAAGGUGGUCAUCAUUACAGUUCUGGAUCUUCACCAACGCAGGGUGUUGCGCAGCCAAUCAAUGGAUAUCCAGCACCUUAUCACCACGAUGGACACAUGGAUCGCGAGCGCGAGCGUGCUAAUGGCGGUAGUAAUGUCACAGGAGGGCCAGCGCAUCUGCCGCCCAUAUCUUUGCCCCAUCCUGCUCAUCCAGGCCACCACCAGUCUCUGCCCCGGCCGAACGACCUGCUGCACCAGCAAGAGCAGGGGCCUCCCCCACCUUCUCACCAUCACCAGUUUGGUCAGCAUCGGCGACAGCCGUCUUCACCCAUGAGCGGUGUGGUCAUUGGGGCUCCUGGCAGUCAUCCAGCACCCGCAGCAGCAGCCUCAGGAAUCAGCACGAGCACGGAUGUCCUUCAGCAGACCCGUCAGGACCUGCAGCGAGAGGUAUCUCAUUUGUCGAUGCUUCUGGGCAGAGCAGCCGCAGUACUCAACGGGCUCGAUCAGGUCUUAGAUCCACAUCAUGCUGGAGCUUCCGGAUCACCUCCCGUACCCCACUCUAUCCGCGAAAGCGGGUCUCCAGUGGGUCAUGGAUACGCGCCUCCCCCACAUGGCCAUAGCCAUAGUCAUGCACCACCUCCUCCUCAGCCAGGAGCGCCCCUGACGAACGAUGUCAAGACCAACUCUGCUCUGGCUAGCCUGAUGGCACUGAGCGGCUCUGGAGGGCCGGGACGUUCUAAUGCAACUGCACGACUUGAUGAACGCGAGAUGCAGCACUUGCAGCAGCAGCAACAGCCACCAAUGCCAUUGUAUUCGAAACAGCAGCCACCACCACCAUCUUCAUCACAGCAGCCUCCGCCGCCACCACAUCAUGGAUCCGCGCCGCCCCCUCCCCGGUACACUCAGGCACUCUCAUACCCGUUACCAAGGCGAUCAUGAUGAAUAUUCGUUAGAUUCAUUUUAUUUUAGUUUAGUUUUUUUUUUCGUGUUUUCAAGAGCAUACUCUCUAUAAUGAAAGCGGCCGUACCGCAUUGUAUUUUUAUUUUUACAAA
Molecule: messenger RNA, 2063 nt
Organism: Gamsiella multidivaricata
Lineage: Eukaryota; Fungi; Mortierellomycota; Mortierellomycetes; Mortierellales; Mortierellaceae
Exons: 1
Coding region: 61-1950 (629 amino acids)
Biological process (GO): actin filament polymerization
Cellular component (GO): cytoplasm; actin filament
Molecular function (GO): microtubule binding; actin binding
Source: RefSeq, a predicted model, not a curated record